UACGUCAAAUCAAUUUCCAAUUCAUUUAUAAAAUAGUUAAAUAAUCAUAAAGAAAAUUUAGCAAAAAGUAGUUUGUAGUGACAAUGCUCAGUUGGAGCUGUUGUAAAUAAAACUUAAUUAAUCCUUUGUGUUAUUUCUAAGGUGCUUCUAAGGUUGAUGGAUCGAAAGCAUGAGCCAUGACAGUAAUCUUAGCUGAAUAAUAACUUAAUCGCUACGUGAUAGGCCGGUGCAAACUGUAUAAGGACAAAUACUUGUUGAAUGCGGCAAUAGCUUCGUUCAAAUUAGAGCCAGUCUUAAAAUAGUUGUGUUCAAAUGAAGCGCUAGAAACCCAACACGACGUGCGCGGUUUCAUUGCACUACCACAUAUGCAGUUCAGAGUACGAAAUGAUUUUCUAAUACAAAUAUAUUCACCACAGCGCAGCCGUAACCAUCGUCAAUACAUAACUCAGCGAGCUAAGUGAACGAGUUUCCACUGUCGCUGCAGUCGUUUCUUAAGCUCUCUUCAAGUCUGCUUAAAUAGUUGGCUGCUGCCACAUUGUAAUAACCUGCGUAAGCCACUAUCGUUGACAGCGACAACAGACACUUUGUUGGAGCUGCUGGAGUCAGACGUAAGUUAUCGUCGUUCCGUGGUUGUCUUUGCCGUUUUUCAGUUACUAAAUCAAAUUUAAUUAAUAUAACGUCGUUUGGAUUUAACUUAACCAGCGUUGUGCGUGUCCAGUCAAUUAAAUAUCUGUGAAAAAUAAACCAGUAGUGAGUUUCCAAGUUAAAUUGGAAAAAAAAAAAUAAUAAUAAUAAUAAGCUUGGCUUAAAAUCAAUGAAAACAAAAGCGAGUGACAUGUUUCCUCCUAAAAAUAUUUAAAGAUAUACUAUAUACAUAUAUAUAAUACUGAAGUCGAUAACAUAUACAGGACCUAUCGGGCGAUUCAUAAUCAUACCCAAAAUUUAUAUAUUAUAUUAAAACAAAAAAGUGUAAAUCAAUGAAGCAAACAAAUUUUAUUUAAUAAACCUCUUGACUUGACAAAGUUAAUGAUCAACAAUAAUACAAAAGUAUUUAAAAACGCAUACGAAAGUGUUUUCAAAAGUGCUAAUUUAUAAUUCAAAAAUCGUUGUUAAUUUAACAGUUAAUUUACAAAAAAAAAAUCACAUAAAAAUGGCCUGUUUAAGCACUUCCGGUCGUAAAGGACUUAACGUGGUCGUCGGUACACGGAACCAUCAAACGCAAAAACAUCUCUGCAAAUUGUUUUGGCAACAAAAAAUUAGCAGAUCCUUUUGCUCAAACGCAGCCAUUGCUGCUGCGUUACUGUGCAAAAAUAAUGCGAACAGCAUGUCCUCGCUUUUACCACAACGCAACUUCCACGGAGUGGGCAUAUUAUUGCAACGUAACACGGCCAUAACAACAGGACAGGAUUAUUUUGCCAAUAUGCACACAAAUACAGCUUGCAACAGCAGCAGCAGCAGCAGCCCCACCAGCACAACAACCACUGGCAGCCCAAAUAUAAAUAAUAAAAGCUCAAAUUCUACAAUAAUAACAAGAAAUUGCCGCCAAUACAGCUCGGUGCACACACAACAGCCGGCUGGUCCCGUGCGAGAGAUCCAAAUCGAUCCGUACAUCAUACUCGAAGACGACCUGAAGUAUUUCUACGAUGACGUCAGAGACCUCCUGCGGCAGGGCACGAGUCAGACGGAACUCGAUAAGAUCGCCUCGUACUACUUCGACGGCCAGGGCAAAGCGCUGCGGCCAAUGGUUACCAUGCUGAUGGCCAGAGCGAUCAACUACCAUUUGAAUAAGGAAUCAAGCAAUUUAGUGAACAAACAACGUUUCAUCUCGCUCUUCUCGGAAAUGGUCCACUCGGCAAGUCUGGUGCAUGACGAUGUCAUCGAUCAAUCGGAUAUUCGUCGCGGCAAGCCAAGCGUGAACGCGCUGUGGAAUCACAAAAAGGUUACAAUGGCUGGUGAUUAUGUACUUUCCAUAGCUUCGAUUAUGAUUGCUCGUCUCAAGAGCGAUGAUGUGACAAUUAUUCUAAGUCAGAUUUUAACCGAUCUGGUUCAAGGCGAAUUCAUGCAACUUGGUUCAAAGGAAACUGAAAAUGAACGAUUCGCGCACUAUUUAACGAAGACAUACAGGAAGACGGCCUCGCUCAUAGCGAACGCGCUGAAAGCGACGGCUGUAAUCGCUGAUGCAGAUGAAAACAUCGCCGAAUUGGCAUUCCAAUAUGGACGUAAUGUGGGCUUAGCGUUUCAACUGGUCGACGAUAUGCUGGACUUUGUCUCAACCGCCGAAACAAUGGGUAAACCAACGGCAGCCGAUCUGAAGUUGGGCCUCGCCACAGCGCCGGUGCUCUUCGCAUGCGAAAAGUAUCCCGAACUCAAUCCGAUGAUAAUGCGCCGUUUCAGCGAACCCGGCGAUGUUGAACGUGCCUUCGAACUAGUCCACAAAUCGCACGGACUCGAACAGACGCGCUUCUUGGCCAAGAAACACUGCAUCGAAGCGAUACGAUUGGCGCAGGAGCUGACCGAGUCGCCAUACCAGAAGGGUCUGCAAGUGGUCGCGGAUUUAGUCAUUAAUCGUAUGAAAUAAUAGCUUAAGUUACGGGUGCAGGGGGCAGCUGGUGCAACAUAUAAUAGUGCAACAUAACAUAAAACACAAAAAUUAAAAAAAAAAAAAAAA
Bactrocera tryoni is the source of this 2668-nucleotide messenger RNA. It is a transcript of the gene qless, whose product is annotated as all trans-polyprenyl-diphosphate synthase PDSS1. Gene Ontology annotation, cellular component: transferase complex; mitochondrion. Gene Ontology annotation, biological process: ubiquinone biosynthetic process; isoprenoid biosynthetic process. The transcript is spliced from 8 exons. The record is from RefSeq and is a predicted model, not a curated record. Gene Ontology annotation, molecular function: prenyltransferase activity. Lineage: Eukaryota; Metazoa; Arthropoda; Insecta; Diptera; Tephritidae. The coding region runs from base 1151 to 2578 and encodes 475 amino acids.